GGGGUGGCCUCGUCUGCGCUUGCGCAGGACGGGAAGUACGGUGGCCGGUAUGGAGGGGGGGAGCCCGAAAGGGUUGGCGAGGCCUCGAGAUGGGCUGAAGUAGCCGCGGCUGAGGGAGACGGAAGACCAGCGGCGAGGAGCGGGCCUGUGGAUCUGCUUGCUGCUGGGGUGCUGCCAUGCACUCCCUGGUGUUCCUCUGUGCGCAGAAGGUCGUGUCCCACCAUGCCACUGUGCUUGGCGCCUUGGGCUUCCUCCCCAAGGAGCUCUACCCGGUCUUGUUCAAAGCGGCCUUCAUGGACAAGAGGACCGUGGCGUUGCAAGACUUGGUGCAGACCUGGCCGUUCCCGGUCCUGAGUUUCCAGAAGCUCUUGCGGAAAUGCCAGCACUGCGAGCGCGCCCUGAUCCGGGAGAGGCCCAACAAGCUCUGCAUCCAGACGGUGAUUUUGGGGGUGGUGACGUACCUGAUUAAAAUGCGAGAAGAUCAGCACUGCAAUAAGAGCAGAGGCCAACGGCUGCAGAUCCUAGAUAUGACCGGCCUGCAGGACGAAGGGCAGGGCCCCGAAAGCAUGAGCCUGUGGUCCAGGACGGUCACUCUGGCGAAAGCUUGCCUGGACAUCUCCAAGCAGCAGAGCAAGUGCAUCAAGCGGGCCUCCAAGAGGCGGAAAGGCCCCUACAACAACUCCGUGGCUUUGCCGCCCCCUCAGCCUGUCUUUGUGGACGUCUGGGUGGACCUUUUCGUGAACAGCACCUCCUACGGGGUCCUGAAAGACGCCUUGCAGAUCAACAGCAGCAACGCGCUGCGGCUGAGGUGCCGGGACUUCCGGGCGGAGGAGCUCUCCAUCGCCAGCACCGUGGGGCUCCUGGAGUUCCUGGACCCAGCCGGCGUCCGGCAGGUGGACCUGCGCUUCAACAACUUGGGCCUUUCCGGCCUGAGAGUGGUCCUCCCCCACCUGGCCAAGUUCACCAACCUGGCGAGCCUGAAGCUCCCCUACAGCAACAUCGACGUCCGGCGCCUCACGGUGGGCAUGGAGGGCAGCCUGCAGUACUUUGCCACUCAGCUGAGCCGCCUGACACGCCUCAAGGAACUGAACCUGGGCUCCUCCAGACUCUCGGGCAAGCUCACCCAGCUGCUGGGAGACUUACAGAGCCCCCUGGAGAGCCUGGAGCUGGCCUUCUGUUACCUCCUGCCCAACGACCUCGCCUACCUUUCCCGAAGCCUCCACACUCCCGCCCUGAAGAAACUGGAUCUCAGCGGCAACAACCUCUCCGACUGCCUUCUCCAGCCUUUCCACGUUCUCCUGACGGAGACCUCGGGGACUCUGCUUCACCUGGACAUCAUGGAGUGCCGCCUGAUGGACACCCACCUAGGCACGCUCCUGCCCGCCCUCUGCCGCUGCUCGCGGCUUCGCUACCUGGGAGUUUUCGGCAACCCCAUUUCCGCCAAAGGACUGAAGAACCUGCUCCACAAGACGUCUGGACUCUCGGACUUGAAGCUGGUCAUCUACCCGUACCCCGUGGACUGCUACGGGGAGGACCUGCCCUGGCCGCCCACCUCCUCCAACCUGCUCAACGGCUCCGUGGACGAGGAGAAGUUUUCUCGGGUCAACAACGAGCUCCAGCAGAUGCUGCUGAGCGCCAACAGGGCAGACGCCAUCUGGACCACAAAUCUCUGCCGUCACAAUAGCCUGGACUAUUUCAGUUUGUAGCUGGGAUAGUUGCGGACGCUGCCUCGCCAACGGACAUGGCACGGGUGCCCGUCUCUUACUCCCCUCUCUUCCCUCGUUGCCCGUCCCACCAGCUUCGUCUGGUCUUUGCUAUAUUCCAGAGGGGUUACGCUUGCUGCCCUAUCCUGGCAGUUUUGGAGCAGGGAAAACCCCCGUGCCUGGAAUAGCCCCACACGCUGCCUCUAGAACAGAGAGACGGUGGCGUUAAAGAGAGCCAGUGGAUAGCCAGUGGGAUAGCAGGGCUCGGUUCUGUGAAGUCAGUGGAAAGAGCCCUUUGGCGAAGGGAGACGUGGGCAGGCGGGUGGCAAGAGAGAGGGGAGAGUGAAGUAGGAUUGGCCACGUAGUGACCCACGGCAAAUGACAUCUCUGCGUUAAAUGAGACAGCCAGGUCAAAUAGUUUUUUUUCUUUCUUUAAAGCCGCAUCCUGGUGCAUGCAGCAGGAGCUAGUUUUUAAACAAUCUGCUUUAUAUCAUCUUGUUGAACACACACACACACACAAAGUGGAAGGUAACCUCUCCUACCAUUGGAACCAGAGAGCCGAGCUGAGUGUUCUGAGAACUUCUGCAUUUGACCCUGUCCCCCCACCCCCCCAAUAAAGGAACUAGAAGAUGCAGGGGGAGUUGGUACUCCCUGGGCCCAGAAUCGGGAGAGAAACCAAGCAAGGGAGAGGUCAGAGUUCUUGGAAAACUGUGAACCUAAAUAAAAGGUGAUUUCAUCGGAGAAA
Molecule: messenger RNA, 2448 nt
Organism: Heteronotia binoei (common prickly gecko)
Lineage: Eukaryota; Metazoa; Chordata; Lepidosauria; Squamata; Gekkonidae
Gene: LRRC14
Product: leucine rich repeat containing 14
Exons: 4
Coding region: 177-1706 (509 amino acids)
Cellular component (GO): cytoplasm
Molecular function (GO): protein binding
Source: RefSeq, a predicted model, not a curated record